GCCCUCCUGGGGGCUGUUUCCCAGCAGGACCAGGCGGUCAAGCGGAGAAGUCGACUCCAGCGAAGGCAGAGCUUUGCGGUGCUCCGUGGGGCUGUCCUGGGACUGCAGGAUGGAGGGGAUACCGGCGAGGCAGUGGACACCAGCCCUGAGCCAGCAGAGGAAUCCCCGGGUGAGGAGCAAACCCACGGGGACCAGACGGACGACGGGGGACAGGGGCCCCAGAGUCCCCGGAAGCAGGAGCAGCAGAAGCGUCUGCACCUCAUGGUGGGGUUGCUGAGGCCACAGGAUGAUAUCCGCCUGGCAGCCCAGCUGGAGGCAGCCCGGCCUCCCCGGCUCCGCUACCUGCUGGUGGUUUCCACGAGAGAACAUCAGAGCCAAGAUGAGACCGUCCUCCUGGGGGUGGACUUCCCUGAUGGCAGCUCCCCCAGCUGCACCCUGGGCCUGGUCCUGUCCCUCUGGAGCGACACCCAGGUGUACUUAGAUGGAGAUGGGGGCUUCAGCGUGACGUCUGGUGGCCAGAGCCGAAUCUUCAAGCCCAUCUCUGUCCAGACCAUGUGGGCCACGCUCCAGGUGUUGCACCAGGCCUGUGAGGCGGCUCUCGGCAGCGGCCUCGUGCCAGGUGGCAGUGCCCUCACCUGGGCCGGCCACUACCAGGAGAGACUGAACUCGGACCAGAGCUGUGUCAACGAGUGGAUGGCCAUGGCCGACCUGGAGUCGCUGCGACCUCCCAGCGCCGAGCCUGGCCGGCCCUCGGAACAGGAGCAGAUGGAGCAGGCCAUCCGGGCUGAGCUGUGGGACUUGCUGGACGCCAGCGACCUCGAGAGCAUCACUUCCAAAGAGAUCCGCCAGGCCCUGGAGCUGCGCCUGGGCUGCCCCCUCCGGCAGUACCGUGACUUCAUCGACAACCAGACGCUGCUGCUCAUGGCCCAGCAGGACCGGGCCUCCCGCAUCUUCCCCCACCUCUACCUGGGCUCCGAGUGGAACGCGGCCAACCUGGAGGAGCUGCAGAGGAACGGGGUCACCCACAUUUUGAACAUGGCCCGGGAGAUCGACAACUUCUACCCCGAGCGCUUCACCUACCACAACGUGCGUCUCUGGGACGAGGAGUCGGCCCAGCUGCUGCCCUACUGGAAAGAGACACAUUGCUUCAUCGAGGCUGCGAGAGCGCAGGGCACCCGGGUGCUGGUCCACUGCAAGAUGGGCGUCAGCCGCUCGGCGGCCACGGUGCUGGCCUACGCCAUGAAGCAGUAUGGCUGGAGCCUGGAGCAAGCGCUGCACCACGUGCAGGAACUCCGGCCCGUCGCCCGCCCCAACCCUGGCUUCCUGCGCCAGCUGCAAACCUACCAGGGCAUCCUGACUGCCAGCCGCCAGAGCCACGUCUGGGAGCAGAAAGCGGGGAGGGUCUCCCCGGAGGAGCCCCCGGCCCCUGAAGUCUCUCCAUCGUUCCUACCUCUUCCACCAGAACCAGGGGGUGGUGGGGAGGUGAAGGUCACCGGCUCGGAGGAGAGCCAGGUGGCCCCGAAGGCAAAGCCUGGGCCGCGGCCGCGCAUCAACCUCCGAGGGGUCAUGCGCUCCAUCAGUCUCCUGGAGCCCUCCCUGGAGCCAGAGGGCACCUCAGCGGCUGGUGACCUGCCAGAGGUGUUCUCAUCCCAUGAGUCUUCAGACGAAGAAUCGCCACGGCCCUGCCCCCUGCUCUCGAGGGCCAAGGGAGGCCAGCAGGCGGGCAAGGGGCCUUGGCCUGCCCUGAAGCCCCACCAGGCUGUGGUUGCCCUCCAGGGCGCUGCCCUGGUGGCCAGCCGGACCGGGGACUUCGAGAAGCAGGAAGAUGGGCGGGGAGAAGCUGGCAUUUCCUCCACACCCCGGAUCCGGAAGGUGGUGAGGCAGGCCAGCAUGGAUGACAGCGGACAGGAGGGCGAGGCCUGA
This is a messenger RNA of Carlito syrichta (Philippine tarsier), 1923 nucleotides long. RefSeq names its product slingshot protein phosphatase 3 (gene SSH3). NCBI's taxonomy places the organism in Eukaryota, Metazoa, Chordata, Mammalia, Primates, Tarsiidae. The record is from RefSeq and is a predicted model, not a curated record. The transcript is spliced from 13 exons. Gene Ontology annotation, biological process: actin cytoskeleton organization; protein dephosphorylation; negative regulation of actin filament polymerization. The annotation marks the transcript as partial. Gene Ontology annotation, molecular function: protein tyrosine/serine/threonine phosphatase activity; actin binding. Gene Ontology annotation, cellular component: cytoplasm.